Paramecium tetraurelia is the source of this 2145-nucleotide messenger RNA. RefSeq lists its product as uncharacterized. The transcript is spliced from 4 exons. The record is from RefSeq and is a predicted model, not a curated record. Lineage: Eukaryota; Ciliophora; Oligohymenophorea; Peniculida; Parameciidae.
AUGUCAUCCCUUAUUAAAAAAGAUUAAAAGAGAGCUCCAAAUUAGUACUUAGAUUUCGAUUAAUUGGUUCAUAAGAAAUAUCACUAUGAUCAAAAGAAAGCUAAUGACUAAUCUGUUAAAUAAGAAUAGUAUAUUCUUGAUCUUAAAAAAGCGUACUAUACUUAAAUAAUUAGUUAUGAUUAACAAAAACUAGAGAUCGAACCUUUAUUCCAGAAAGUUGAGUUAUUGUAAAUAGAAAGAAAAUAAUUGAUGGAUGAAAUCGAGCAAUAUAAAAUGAGUUAAAUGGAAAUUCUUAAAAAAUAUGAAUUCGAAUACCAAGAGAAGGAUAAAUUAAACAAAGAAUGUGCAAAGCUCAAAUCAUAAAUUUAAGCCUAAUAAAAGAUGCAAUUGCCAAAAGAGUCUUAAGAGAAAAAAUGCCAUGAAUUAAAGGAAUCGCUAUUUGUGACUAUUAAGCAUAUUCUGAAUGACUUCUUAGACAACUACAAUCAUAUUAUGGGAUUCAAAGACGAAAGUGAAUUAUCGAGCAAUUUGUUGGAGGAAUUACUUUAAUAAAUUGAUGAUUCAAUUAUAAUGUUUGUAGACAACUUACCUGCUGAAUCAAACAAAUAAUUACAAUCUGAAGAGCUUCAACACUUGAAAGAGCAAAUCGAAAAGACUCUUCAAACGGUUUCAAAUUUGUAGGCCGAGAAUUAAGAUUUAAGUACAGCCUUGGACAUUGAAAAAUAACAUAAAGAAAAAAUAAUCAAUUAAAGAAACAAUUAAUAGCAAGUAAUCAAUCAAUUAAAUAAUUAAAUUGAAACAAUCACUAAUGAGAAGAAAAAUCUUGAGUCUUAAAUAUAGGAAAUAUAAAUGAAAAAUCUAGAAUUUUAGUAAGAUAUAUGUAGAGUAAAUGAUUUCAAGGAAGAAGAAAACGAAAAACUAAAAAGUGAAUUUAUUGAUUCAAUUAACGAGCUUUAAAAAUAAAUCUCAAAGUUAUAAAUAGAAAAUUCGAAAUUGACUUCAUUGGUUUAAAAUAAUACUUAACAAUAAAGUAAGGACAUAGAAAUAUUGAAUAAUAAGCUUAGAGAAUUGGAAAGUAAGCUAAAUUAGGAAGAAAUUAAAUAUGAAUAAAAAUCUAGAGAGAUGAUAAGAAUUGAAAAAGAAAUGAAUUAAUAUAAAGCUGAAGCAACAAAACUAUUUGAAGAAAAUAAUUUAUGCUAAAAGUAAUUGGAAGUAAUCAAAGAAAAAAGAAAGUAGGAUAAAGAAGUUCUAGAUUAAUAAAAAGAAAAAUUCAAGAAACUUAAAUUACAAUUGUAACAGUCAGAAAAUGAAUCGUAAACUAAAAUAGUUUAAUUAGAAGAAUAAAUAACAUAACUGACCUAAUAGUUGGAAUAAGAUAAAUCUACUUAAUAAAGCAAUUAGAAUACAGAAGUUUUAAUGGAAAAAGAGUUAGAAUUAUCAAAGUUAGAUUAACUUGUUUCGGAAUAAACUUAAAAAAUCAAUGACUAAAAGUAAUAUAUUUUGGAAAUGAAAAUUCAGAUCAAUUCAUUGGAAUAAGAACUACAAGAUUUAAGACUUACUAAUCAAUAGCAUCAAGAAAGAAGGGCAGUAGCUUUUAGUGAAAUUAAUCGUUUAGAACAAUAAAAUUCUAUUUUAAAAUAAGUAAUUUAACUAUCACUAUGUUAGCGUAUCAAUGAUUAAGAUCAAACCAUAAAAUAGCUACAAUCUGAAGUUUAAGAACUUGUGAAGUAACCGAAAAGUAAUUCUCAAUAAAAUCAUACUCCCACUCAUCAUCAAAGUUAUUCUAAAACCCUGAUGAAUGAAGCCACUACUUUAGACUCAUCUAGACUAUCUGAUACAGACUCUUAAAUAUCGAAGACAGCCAAAGCUGCUUCUUUAAUUUUGAAUGGCUUAAAUUAUUUUAAACUCAGACCUUAAGUUACUAAUUCAUAAAUUGAAGAUCCUAAUAGAAAAAAUGCUGAAAAGGCUUUAUAAAAGUAAGCAGCUGAGUUGAAAUCCAAUUUAGAGUAAUUGUAUAAGAGUUUCUUGUCCACUUUAUUACUAAAUUAAGUUAAUGAUGAGAAGUUUUUGAAGUUUGAGAGACAAAUUAACGAAUGCGUUAAAAAGACAUAAGAUUUAAAUGAUAAUAUAGAGGAUUUUUUUUGA